UAGAGGUCCUUCAAAGCCUGCUUUGGAUAUCCGCUUCAGUUCCCCUGCCAACAUUGAAAGCUCCGAAAUCCCACUGAUAUGAGUACGUGACUGAUGGUUUUCAGCCUCCUUGCAUCCACACAUCAAUCCCACGAUUGAAAGGAUGUCUCGUCCUGCUCCGUCCCCGAUUUACACUUUAAGAGGGGCUGGCAGUGCUCUUAACACCCUCCACUUCAGCUGCUGUGGAGGGGACACACCCCUCCUGUUUUCUGGGUCUGCAAAGGGUGCCAUCCACAUCUGGAACCUAAACAGCAGGAGGGCUGAGAAGAUCAUAGAGAGUCAUUCUGGUAGUUCAGUUAUUUGGGUCAACAUGCUGCAGUCAGCAGGUAACCUCAUCAGUCAGGGACGAGACAUGCUGGUCUGCCUGUGGGAUCUGAGCGAAGGCCGCAGUGAGCUGAUGGAGUCUGUGUGGACAGGCAGUGUUGGAUUCUGUCAGUGCUCCUUGCUGGAAACAGGCCUUGCAAACUCCCUUCUGGCUUUCGCUGGCCAACAGACGGAGGAGAUCAAAAUUAUUGAACUGCCCAGUAAGACCCCAGUCUGUACCCUGGUACCAGAAGCCAAGCUGGGAAUGGUCAUGUGCAUAAAACUGUGGCAGCCAGACUCGGGUCCUGGACCUCUGCUGUUGGCUGGAUAUGAAGACGGUUCCUUGUUGCUGUGGGAUGUAACACAGAGGUCUAAGCUGAGCCAAGUCAAAGCCCACCCUGAGCCCGUUAUGUGCCUGACCUUUGACCCCAAGUGUCUGAGGGGCAUAUCAGGCUCCUCUGAAAAGAAUCUCUCCUCCUGGAUGCUGGAUGGCCAGAACAACUUGCAGUUGCAGGACUGUGUGACGCUGGUCAACCCUGGAGUUUCUCAGCUGUGUAUCAGGGAGGACGGUAAGCUUCUGGCAUCAGCAGGCUGGGACCACAGAGUGCGGAUAUUUGGCUGGAAGAAGCUGCGGCCGCUGGCAGUGCUUCAGUAUCACACGGACAUGGUGCUCAGCGUGGCUUUCUCUGACCACGAGGACCAAAGACAAAGACUGCUGGCCGCCGGAUCCAAGGACCAGCGGAUCAGCCUGUGGUCAAUAUACAGUGAAGGAGCUGAGACGGGCUGAGUCUCUGAGCUCUGGGAGGGCAUACAGACUUUGAACAAGGCUUUCACAGCCAUCUGCGCUGAUGAAAUGUGGCCAUAGCCCCAGUUUGUGUACGGAAGUCACAGAAAUAAAUCAUCAGAGCUUGAAUGCUUGGAUAAAGUUGAAAAACAUUAAGUGUAUUUUUAAAAUGUGCCCAAAUUAUUUUUUUUUUUUUUAAAUCAUUUACCAAAAUGAUAUAUUUUCCAAGUUAUAUAGUUAUUUUUUAUGUCAAAUCUCAAUGUUAUAUAGUAAAGACAGUAAUACAGAAAUAAUACAUUUUACUUUUGGAGACUAAAAAUACUGUGAUUUUAUUAUUGCAUUUUAGUGCAACCUGUUAGCAGAUUUCUAUUAGACGAGCUGAAAUCCUUUCAGGUAGUUAAUUAAGCAGAAGUCGACUCCUUCAGCCUGCUGUUUGCUAAAAGCCUAACACGAUGCUCUGCCACUAUGUGAUUAUGUUGACUUGUCUGAUGGGAGAUUUGCUUCAGUGGACUUGAAUUUGAGGUAUACGACGCACCUGAGCACCUAUGUAAUCCUGUGUUGUUAUUCUAGCAGCUUUUAGCUUAACACACAGGCCCUCCUACCUGACCUGAGCUGUAUUUGUCAAACAAGGUUAAUCACGGCAGGGACAUGGAGAACAGAGAGGUGUUGAUUUAGUGGAUGUGCUGAUCAGUAGUUUCUUUCCCCAGUCAGAAUGAUCUGCUUAUGAGCCCAUUUACUUUUCUUGAUAAAUGUACUUUGCAUAGCAGAAACGGGAGAAAAACUAUAAAAUGACAUCACACCAACGUGCUGAUGUAGGUUCCAUUAAAAUAAGUUGUGGUAUAAAUUUCCCUUUCACCUUUGUAAUGACAAAUGCAGAUGCCUUCUCAGGAAAACAGUAUUUGUCAGGAAGGCCAAGAUAAUAAUGAGGUGUUUUUCUCUUCAUUGUCUCUAAUAAUAUCCCUGAGUAAGGGAGCAGAUUGGGAGCUUGUGUUAUAAUACUGUGUCCAGAGGUCAGGGGCCAUAGCUUCAAACGCUCAACGUUCUGCUUCAUAACGGCUCUGUCUCCUGGGAUGAUCCAUAGUUGAGAAGCUCAUCAUGCUGUACAGGAAAGUGCUGAGAAAUCAAAGAGCCAGAUGAGCAUAAUGGCCAGGAAUCAUUAGGGAGCAGAGGAAAGACGAGGUCAUUUGCCAGACAAGCUGCUUUGCUGCGAUGCUACUGUCAUGGAAAAAAGUAUUUUUUUUUUUUAAAGUGUUACUGCAGUUUUUUUUUCUCUCUAAAUUUGUGUUUAUGUAAGAUUCUGCUUGUCUGAAGAGCUAGAUUUUUUAAAAUGUGCUCUAUUAAAUAGUUUUACACCUUUCUUUAUAAGGUGGCAAGUUUAAGAAGUUGUUUACCAUGUUCACUGCAGAAGUCCAUCCAUACCUUUUGUCCCUGACCCCUCUGGUGACAUUUUGCUUUCAGAAUAGCUUCCUAAGUCUCCCGUUGUCUUUGAACAAACACUUGAGGUGGUGUGGACCAGCUUCCGUCCGUUCUCUGAUAAAUCAAAUACUGGGUCCAUUGGUGCAGAUGUCCUUUGAAUGGAGAAGACAGCAGCUCAUCAUCCUCAGAAAAAGCUGUUGGGCUGGCGGUAGUUGUCGUAAAUCACCUCAUAAUGGAUCAUUUAGGAAGUCAAUAAAUGGUUGGGGGGGACUAUCUGCACAAUAGGCCUUGUGCUUCACUUAUCACCUAACGUGUGUCUUCCCUGGCCUUUAGGGUUAUUUAAGGUUAGAGGUCAUCUUGGCUGUGGGAUGGGACAUAAUCCAGUAGGUUGCAUGGGUCUGCAAGUGUGUGUUGUUGAUGCUGUUUCUAUGUCAGCCUUAUAUUACCUGCUGAGACAUAAACCCUAAAUGAGUGGGGGAGUACAUCUUUAUGAAAGCAAUCCCUUCUGUAUAAGCCAAGAUCAAUGUUUAACCUGUAUGGUUAAGUUGCUUUUAAUUGCUUUACAUGUAUGUUAAAACAAACAUGUUGAGGCUUUUGUGUUAUGAUGUAUUACGAUGUUCCACAUAAAAUAUCCAUCAGCAACCUCAUGCACACCACAAGCUGAACCAUGUUUUGUAAAAAAAAAAAAAAGGAGGGGGGGAUAUGUGAAACACAUGUUCAGGAAUCAUGACUCUUCUAUUGUUUAGGGGUAGAGGUCCAGUUGAUUUACCUGGUUUGUUUUUAGUAACUGUCUGUGGAUCCUGCAGCAGGCUCAGCAGCAGAUAUUUACACCGAGUUGCAGCAAAUGCAUCAUAGCCUUGACAGGCCUGUCACAACAGAUGAUCCAGAUGAGUGUCAAGUGAUCUUCCAGGCUGCAUUAUCAUCCAUCUUCUACCUCUUCAUCCUUCAGGAGCCAUGUUCUUAUCACUGAGUUUUUUUUUUUUUUUUUUUUUUGCAGCUACAGACAUCUGAGCACACAAACGUUCAUGCAGUAUAACUGUGUGUGCAAAUAGAAAUCAAAAUGGUAAAGCUAUUCAGAUAACAAAUGGAAAAAAGUGUGUAUAUUUAGUGAAUACAGAUGUGCAGUACAUUUUAAUUUCUCCAGUAGGCGCAGUUUCCCAUAUUUUCCUCUGAGGGCUGCAAAUGUGGGUGUUAAUAUCAACUCUACUUGGACUGAUUCAUUCGGUACUACUCCAGUGACACCAGUUUAUUUAGUGUGUAUCUGAGUAUGCAGGAUACUCUAUUUAGUCUGAUAAAAAUAAACUGCUAUGAAUAGUGGUGAACUGAAGAAAACAUACAUGUACUCAGUAUUUAAUUACAAAUAAGAAAAUAUGUAUUUCAAUUCUACACUGUUUUUACUCUAUUCAAAUUUUAAAUAUAAUCAUACUUUAACUUUUAUUUUCUUUAUGUGCUGGCUUUAUUAUGUAUUUUCUAAGAUAUAAUAAUUUACAUAGUUUGCAAUUGAGAAUGUCUUGGGAAAUAUAUUGCAUUAUUUAAGAAUAGACUAAGUAUAAAUGCAUUACAUUACAAUGAUUAUAUGCUAAUGAAUGACUUAUUUGGUUAAAACUGAAAUGCUGCUGUAACAGUCCAUUAAAAACACAAAGUUGC
Messenger RNA from Melanotaenia boesemani (Boeseman's rainbowfish), 4189 nucleotides. It is a transcript of the gene gnb1l, whose product is annotated as guanine nucleotide binding protein (G protein), beta polypeptide 1-like. The coding region runs from base 143 to 1129 and encodes 328 amino acids. The record is from RefSeq and is a predicted model, not a curated record. Lineage: Eukaryota; Metazoa; Chordata; Actinopteri; Atheriniformes; Melanotaeniidae. The transcript is spliced from 7 exons. Gene Ontology annotation, molecular function: protein binding.